Nannospalax galili (Upper Galilee mountains blind mole rat) is the source of this 3311-nucleotide messenger RNA. RefSeq names its product elongation factor for RNA polymerase II (gene Ell). The coding region runs from base 26 to 1867 and encodes 613 amino acids. Gene Ontology annotation, molecular function: cis-regulatory region sequence-specific DNA binding. NCBI's taxonomy places the organism in Eukaryota, Metazoa, Chordata, Mammalia, Rodentia, Spalacidae. The record is from RefSeq and is a predicted model, not a curated record. The transcript has 12 exons. Gene Ontology annotation, biological process: positive regulation of transcription elongation by RNA polymerase II; snRNA transcription by RNA polymerase II; transcription elongation by RNA polymerase II. Gene Ontology annotation, cellular component: transcription elongation factor complex.
GGGGCAGGGGAGUGAUGGUCGCAAGAUGGCGGCGCUGAAGGAGGCUCGGAGCUACGGGCUGUCGUGCGGGCGCGUGAGCGACGGCAGCAGGGUGUCUGUGUUCCACGUGAAGCUCACCGAUAGCGCCCUGAGGGCCUUCGAGAGCUACCGCGCUCACCAGGAUUCAGUAUCAUUGAGGCCAUCCAUCCGAUUUGAAGGAAGCCAAGGGCAUAUCUCCAUACCGCAGCCCGACUGCCCUGAGGAGGUGCGGGCCUUUUCCUUCUACCUCUCCAACAUUGGCCGCGACAGCCCACAGGGCAGCUUUGACUGUGUCCAGCAGUAUGUCUCCAGCCAUGGGGAUGUACAUCUGGACUGCCUGGGCAGCAUCCAGGACAAGGUCACGGUGUGUGCCACUGAUGAUUCCUACCAGAAGGCACGACAGAGCAUGGCCCAGGCGGAGGAGGAGACACGGAGUCGCAGUGCCAUCGUCAUCAAGGCUGGAGGUCGCUACUUGGGCAAGAAGGUUCUGUUUCGGAAGCCAGCACCAGGGGCAAUAGAUGCUGUGCCCUCCCGAAAGCGGGCGACCCCCAUCAACCUGGCGAGUGCCAUCAGGAAGAGUGGUGGGAGUGGGACCAGCAGUGUGGCACAGAAGCCCUUCCGAGAUCGGGUGCUGCACCUCCUGGCUCUGAGGCCCUACCGGAAGGCUGAGCUGCUGCUACGGCUGCAGAAGGACGGGCUGGCACAGGCAGACAAGGAGGCCCUGGACGGCCUGCUGCAGCAGGUGGCUGAUGUGAAUUCCAAGGACAGCACAUGCACACUGAGGGCCUGCAUGUACAAGGAGGUGCAGAAAGACUGGCCCGGCUACUCAGAGGGUGACCAGCAGCUGCUGAAGCGUGUGCUCAUGAGGAAGCUGUGUCAGCCGCAGAAUGUCACCAUGGACCCAGCUGCUUCCAACCCAUCCUGUGAGCUUGGGCGCUCUGCCUCACCCUCUCAGAAACGGCCACAGUCUGCUGACUUUGUUGACCCCCUGGCCAACAAGAAGCCUCGAAUAUCACACUUCACCCAGAGAGCCCAGCCUACCCUCAAUGGCAAGCUGGGUGCCCCCAAUGGCCAAGAGACCCUGCUGCCCACUCCGGGGCCCACCAUGACAGAUACACUGAGCUCCAGCCACCUGCCCCCAAGGCUAGAGCCCUCACGGCUAGAAGCCCCACGGACCCAUGACCCCCUGGCGGAUGUCAGCAAUGACCUGGGCCACAGUGGUCAGGACUGCAGGCACCGGGAGCUGGCCCUUGCCCCACACCUUGGCCUGCCCCUGCUGACAGACUUCACACAGCCCGACCGGCCGUCUGGCUCCUCACACAGCCGGCCCAAGAAGAAGUCCAGAAAACACAAAGGCAAGGAGAGGCCACCCGAGGACAGGCCCUGUGCCCCAAAGCCUGAUCAACCUGCCACCCCUGUGCCACCCCCAGAUGCCCCAGGUCUGAACGGAGCCUGUACCAGUGUUCCUACAUCCAGUGUCCCCACGUCCACGUCAGAGACCCCAGACUACCUGCUGAAAUAUGCGGCCAUUUCCUCGUCAGAGCAGCGCCAGAGCUACAAGAACGACUUCAACUCUGAGUACAGCGAGUACCGUGACCUGCAUGCACGUAUUGAACAGAUCACACGGCGGUUCACACAGCUCGAUGCCCAGCUCCGGCAGCUGACCCAGGGUUCUGAGGAGUACGAGACAACCCGAGGGCAGAUCCUGCAGGAAUACCGCAAAAUCAAAAAGACCAACACCAACUAUAGCCGGGAGAAGCGGCGCUGCGAGUACCUGCACCGGAAGCUGGCGCACAUCAAGCGGCUCAUCGCUGAGUAUGACCAGCAGCAGCUGCAGGCUUGGCCCUAGCCGUAAGGGAUGGUGUGGACACCUGCGUGGUGCCCAGGCUCCCUCUCCAUGCAAUCGGCUUGCUUGCCUUUUCUAGUUUUAUACGAACUUUUAGCUGCACUGCAGACUGUCUAUUUUUGUACCUUUUCUACACCGUGCCUCCUCCAGCCGGCAGGCGCCUCCCACAGUGUUACAGAGGCUCCAGGGAGAGCCGCAGCUGCCCAGCACCCACACCCUCACCCACGGGCCCACCACUGGCUCUGGCUGGCACAGCAAGCUGCCAGGCCUGCUGCUGUUUCAGAUUCCCAGUUGUUGGGGUCACCAUGGUGUUCUGUGCUGUCCUCAAAGCCCUGAGCUUUAGCAGCACACAGUCCUCAGCCCCACCUGCUCUUCAUUUCACACUGCAGCCCCAAACGGCUCUGUGCUGCUGUCCUCCCCCAGGCCCUCUGUCCACUUGCGGCUCCUGGGAUACCCCUGCUGGGCUCCCACUCAGGGAGAGGUGGGGACCUGAGGAUGGCACCCUGCUUGCCCUUUCUGGGGCACAGGCUCUGUGGCCCCCUGAUUGCUGCUUUCUUACCGUGCCUCGUCUCCUCGUUCCCCCAAAUUCUGGGGACCGCUGGUGUGGGGGUGUGUGCGUGCAUGUGUGUGUACGUGUGAGUGGGGGCCAAGCUGUGCAUUCGGGGCCAAGGGAAGCCUCACUGGGGAUGUGCUGGGGGUAGCGUGCCCAGGGGUCACACGGGUCACCACCCACAGGGGAGGGCAGAAACACAAACACAGAUGUGUCUGUUUUUCUAAGCCAUGGGGGUGUCCCCUCCCAUGGUUUCCAAAGAGCCCUGCUGCCUGGCGACGCCUGCCUGGUCUAGUCCCACCCCACCUAACCCUAGCUUUCCUUCAGGACCCCUGGGGUAUGCACACACUAGAGGAAACCACCCUUUUGUUUCAAUGGCUCUCAUUUUUCUCAUUUAGGGCAGUGGGGACAGGGCCCAGCGCUGCACAAUGCACAUCCAGCACAACUGUGCUAUUUUAUGAGUGACCUGGAGUAUUGGGGGAGGUCACAGCCCAGGGUGCCCCUCCCCAACCCAAGGAACCUGGUCCAGUGCUAAAUUGACCUUUCUAGGGUUUUUUUUUUUUUUUUUUUUUUUUUUUUUUUUUUUUCUUGUCUGUCUUCCUGAGAUUUAUGAAGUUAAGGAAAGGGCCAUGCUCUGGGGCCCACGGACAGGCUCUAGCCUGUUAAAUAUGGUCUAACUUAUUGAUACUGUACCCCACCUUUUAAUGUACUGUGGAGAAAUCUAUUUUGAGCCAUGGAGUUGGUGUUUACAAGAAGUCUUCACUUUUGCCAAAACAUUACAAUUGACAGGUGUCGCCUCCUUGCGAUGUUUUCUUAAAAUCUCGUGUUCUUUUGUACACUAAGCAGGUGAACCGCUGACUUUUUCAAUCUACAAUAAAUUUCACCAAAUUGAGCCCA